Anarrhichthys ocellatus (wolf-eel) is the source of this 2263-nucleotide messenger RNA. It is a transcript of the gene lrrc40, whose product is annotated as leucine rich repeat containing 40. Bases 24 to 1964 code for a protein of 646 amino acids. The transcript is spliced from 15 exons. The record is from RefSeq and is a predicted model, not a curated record. Gene Ontology annotation, molecular function: protein binding. NCBI's taxonomy places the organism in Eukaryota, Metazoa, Chordata, Actinopteri, Perciformes, Anarhichadidae. Gene Ontology annotation, cellular component: cytoplasm.
GAAGAAGAAGAAGAAGGGAGGAAAUGAAAAAGAAAAGAAAAGAAAAAAGACAGAAGAUCAUUUUUGCUGCUGGUGCGUGGAAGAAGGUUCACUUUCACGUGGAGUUAAACACUCACAACACGUUGAUACUCAUUUUACUAAACACACGGACAAUGUCUCGAUUGAAAAGAGCCGGUCAGGGGGAUUCUCUGGCGGGCUUCAGGACGGAGAAGACGGAGCCAACAAUCCCUUCCGGUCUGCUGAAGGCAGCCAGGAAGAGCGGCCAGCUCGACCUGUCCGGCCGAGGGCUAACAGAAGUCCCUCAGGAUGUGUAUCAUCUGAACAUUGACACACCAGAGGAGGCCCACCAGAAUGUUUCCUUCGGAGUGUCAGAUCGCUGGUGGGAACAGACUGACCUCACCAAACUACUCCUCUCAUCCAAUCGUCUCACACAACUGUCUGAUGACAUCAGACUACUUCCAGCACUCACUACUCUGGAUCUCCAUGACAACCAGCUGAGCACUUUACCCAGUGCUUUGGGAGAACUGCAGGAGCUUCAGCAACUGCGACUCAGUCAUAACCAGCUGACUUCACUGCCAGUUGAAGUGUGUACUCUGAAGAACCUCUGUAGCAUCACCCUCCAGCAGAACCAGCUGGAGAGCCUGCCAGACGAACUGGGACACCUGGAGAGCCUGACACAGCUGGACCUGUCUCACAACCAUCUGAAGGGCCUGCCCUCCAGCCUGGGCUGUCUCAUCCGGCUGCAGAAACUGAACCUGUGUCACAACAACCUCAGCUGUCUGCCUGCCACCCUGGCCCAGCUCACAAAUGUUAAGCUGUUGGACUGCAGCAAUAACCAGCUGACUGACAUUCCUGCCAGAUUAUCAGAUAUGCUUGCUCUGGAGCAGUUCUACCUCAGACACAACAAGCUCUGCCUCCUCCCAAAGGUUCUUGCACCAGCACUCAAGGAGUUGUAUGUGGGGAACAACCACAUUGAGCAGUUGGAGACGGAGCAGCUGGCCUGCCUGACAUCCAUCUCUCUUCUAGAACUCCGAGACAACAAGAUCAAAAUCCUCCCUGAACAGAUCACUUCACUGAACACGCUCACACGCCUCGACCUCACCAACAAUGACAUCACCACUCUUCCAGCAUCUCUCAGCCUGCUGCCCAAUCUGAAGGUGUUACUGUUGGAGGGAAACCCUCUGAGAGGAAUCAGGAGAGACCUGCUCACUAAAGGGACCAAUGAGCUUCUGAAAUAUUUAAGAGGAAGAAUUAAAGAGGAUCCUGAGAGAGCAGAUGAAGGACAGACAGCUAUGACCUUACCCAGCCAGGCCAGGGUCAAUGUACACAACAUUAACACUCUCAAGUCAUUGGUGUACAGUGAGAAGCAGGCAGCUGAUAUUCCAGAUGAGCUGUUUGAUGCUGCAGCAGAUCAAAGUAUUACCACUGUUAACUUCAGCAAGAACCAGCUGACCUCCAUACCUCCCAGACUGGUGGAUCUCUUGCCCUCACUGUCAGAUAUCAAUCUGGGUUUCAACAGACUGACCUGUUGUUCUCCUGACAUCUCCAAGUUCCUGCAGCUGAUGCACAUCGACCUCAGGAAUAACCAGCUGAGGGAUUUACCAUCUGAAAUGAAGAACUUAACUAAACUAUGCUCCAUUAUCCUCAAUUACAACAGGUUCAAGUCCUUCCCUGAAGUCCUUUAUCAGAUAGUUUCCUUGGAGACGGUGUUGCUUGGUAACAACCAAGUGGACGAGGUGGACCCUCAUCGUCUGAUGAAGUUGGUUCAUCUGUCGACACUGGAUUUGUCAAACAAUGACCUGCUGAACAUCCCCCCUGAAAUGGGCCUGUGUGCCAGCCUCAGGUGUCUCAGUCUGGAGGGGAAUCCUUUCCGCACACCCAGAGCAGCCAUCGUGGCCAAAGGAACAGAUGCAGUGUUGGAGUACCUCCGCAGCCGCAUACCUACAUUACCUCAGCCCAAAUAGCUCCACCACCAUGCUCACAGAUCUGUUUUCAUCAAUGUUGACAUUUAAAUGCAUUAAAACAAACCGCCUAAUUGUGCUUUAUCUUGAUGUUACACAAGUUUGCAAUUCAAAAUCCACAGCAUCACAGUCAGCUUUGAGAAGCGAAUCAGUUGCCAAAGUUUCCCUCUGAAGUUGAUCUGGUUUGUAUUAGAUGGAUGUGUUGAAUGUCAUGAAUAUUUCUGGACAAUCUGAUUCAAACUGAUGCCUACAUGUUUGACUGAAAAAAACACUUCUCUUAAUAAAGUUAACUAUUAGAUGGA